AUGCAGUCAAACAACCUAGUCGUCGCAAAGAACUCGCUGCUCCAGAUCUUCGAGCUCAAGGCGACCACCACCGAAGUCACCCCGGGCGGAGGAAACGAGUCGGAGAAUGCCGCGGCCAACCUCGACACAGAGGCGGCCGACGUGCCGUUGCAGCGCACCGAGAGCACGGCCAAGCUGGUGCUGGUGGGCGAGUUCCCCCUCGCCGGCACCGUCAUAUCGCUGGCGCGCGUGAAAGCGCUCAACACAAAGUCAAAGGGCGAGGCGCUGCUGGUGGCGUUUCGGGAUGCAAAGCUCAGUUUGGUGGAGUGGGACCCGGAGACGUACAACCUCCAUACAAUAUCAAUACACUACUAUGAGAACCCAGACUUGCCCGGCAUUGCUCCUUGGUCCGCUGAUCUCAAAGACACGUACAACUUCUUGACGGCAGACCCCAGCAGCAGAUGCGCCGCCCUCAAGUUCGGCACCCACAACCUCGCCAUUCUGCCCUUUCGCCAGCGUGAUCUCGUCGAAGAUGACUAUGAUUCCGAUGCUGAGGCUCCCAAGGAGACCAAGGCCGAGCAGGCGAAUGGCGACCACAAGACGCCGUAUUCCUCCUCCUUCGUCCUCCCACUCACCAACCUCGACCCUACCCUCACACACCCCGUCCACCUCGCCUUUCUGCACGAGUACCGCGAACCUACCUUUGGCAUAGUCGCUGCCUCGCGAGCCACCGCCCCGUCAUUACUCGCCCACCGCAAAGACAUCCUCACCUACUCCGUCUUCACCCUCGAUCUCGAACAAAAGGCCUCCACUACGCUGCUCUCAGUCACCGGACUGCCCUACGACAUCACGAGAGUAGUACCGCUACCCUCUCCCAUUGGCGGUGCUCUGUUGGUAGGAGGAAACGAGAUCAUACACGUCGACCAGGGAGGAAAGACGAAUGGUGUGGCUGUGAAUGAGUUUGCCAAGGCCUGCACAUCAUUCCCGCUCAGCGACCAGUCAGAUCUGGCCCUCCAAUUGGAAGGAUGCCAAGUCGAGCUGUUGUCGCAGGACACGGGCGAUGUGAUGAUUGUGCUCAACAGCGGGCGCAUCCUAAUCCUUACCUUCACCCUCGACGGUCGGACUGUAUCCGGAAUGACUAUUCAGACUGUCUCGGAAGACCAUGGCGGUCAAAUUCUCAAAGCUGCCGCUUCAUGUACGAGUAAUCUCGGCAGAGGACGGCUGUUCGUUGGAAGCGAGGAUGGCGAAUCAGUAAUGCUAGGCUGGACUGGUUCAUCCACUCAACUGCGACGCAAGCAAACGAAUGCCGAUUCGGAUGGCGACGAGGACAUGUCUGACGAGGGGGACAUGGAUGAUAUGGAGGACGAUCUCUACAACGAUACAGCUCCAGCCGUUCAGAAGAUUACGGCAGCUGUGUCCGAGCCCACAGCGCCAGGAACGUACACUUUCAGAAUACACGACGUCUUGCCGAGUAUAGCACCAAUCAAGACCGCCGUCCUCCAUCCUGGCAAGGUUACCGAUUCCUUGAACAAGGGCGAGAUCAUGCUGUCUACGGGUAGAGGGUCGGCUGGAGCCAUCACCGCUCUUGACCGCGAACUUCACCCUGUCAGUAUCGCGACCAAAGAGCUUCCUUCAGCGCAUGGCGUCUGGGCUGUACAUGCUCGAAAGCAAGCCCCGGGAGAUGUCACUGCAGCGUUUGGCGAAGACACUGAAGCCAACAUGGCUACUGAUGUUGACUAUGACCAGUACCUGGUUGUCUCCAAAACCAUUGACGACGGCACUGAGACUACUGUGGUAUACGAGGUCAACGGCAACGAGCUGACUGAAACCGACAAAGGCGAUUUCGAGCGUGAAGAAGGCUCGACUCUUUUUGUGGGUGUGUUGGCCGCUGGCACAAAGGUUGUCCAGGUCAUGCGGACGGAGGUCAGGACGUACGAUUCGGGUAGGCCAGAUCAUCUACAUUAUCCGCCUUCUCAGACUAACUUCGUCAAAUAG
Molecule: messenger RNA, 1974 nt
Organism: Alternaria incomplexa
Lineage: Eukaryota; Fungi; Ascomycota; Dothideomycetes; Pleosporales; Pleosporaceae
Product: mRNA cleavage and polyadenylation factor subunit
Exons: 2
Coding region: 1-1974 (657 amino acids)
Cellular component (GO): mRNA cleavage and polyadenylation specificity factor complex; nucleus
Molecular function (GO): protein binding
Source: RefSeq, a predicted model, not a curated record